AUGUCCAUGAACCGGUUCAACACAGACACGCCGAUGCGGCAGCGCGAGGGCUCGCUGCUGUCGCCCGUUAACUACGACGACGACGCCGCCUCCCUGCACUCGCGUAGCGACCAGGACUCGGACAGCGAGGACGACCAGCUGCAGCAGGCGGCCCGCAACAGCCGCGAGCUGCGCGCCCAUGACCGCAUCGUCCUGGUCGAGGAGGAGGACAUUGACCGCCUCGUCACCGACUCCCGCAGGAAGCAGGAGCGCGAGCGCCGCGGGUCUGGCCUCGCCGUUCCCAACCCCCUCAACCUCUUUCGUCGCCCCAGCCUGUCUGCCCUAUCCGCCACUAGCUCCGUCGAGGACCUGCGCGCCGAGAAACGCAGCAAGCGCCGGUCGCGCCGCCAGCGCAAGAAGGAGGCGCUGAUGGAGCGCGCCGAGCACGGCGAGGACGGCGGUCUGAUGUACGAGCUGGAAGAGGGCGGUAUCAAGGACGGCAGCACCACGGGCGAUAGCAGCGACCGAGACGACAGCGACGAGAUGGAUAGACGACAUCUGGGGCUGAUGGCGCAGGAGCAUCUGCAGAGGCGGCGAAGCUGGCGGCGCUGGCUCCUGAUUCAUGUCCUCAUUGGCAUCGGCUUCACCAUCCUCCUGCUUGUCGCUUGGAAAUUGAGCAAGGCAAGGCAGCACGGCGGUGUCGCUGUCAAGGAUCGAUUCGUGAGCAAUGGCACGGCCUUGUUUGGACCUACGACAUUGGUCAUCAGCCUGGACGGCUUCCGCGCCGACUUUUUGAGUCGCGGACUGACGCCACGCUUAAGUGCCUUUGUCAAAGAAGGCAUCUCGCCCAAAUACAUGCUCCCGUCAUUCCCAUCAGUGACGUUCCCAAACCACUAUACGCUGGCGACCGGCCUCUAUCCCGAGGCACACGGUGUGGUAGGCAACACCUUUUGGGACCCGGAGCUCAAGGCCGAAUUUUACUAUACCGACCCCCAACGCAGUCUAGAUCCCAAGUGGUGGGGAGGUGAGCCAUUCUGGGCUACAGCAGAGAAGCAAGGCGUACGAAGUGCCGUUCACAUGUGGCCUGGAAGCGAAGCUCACAUCCUCAACAUUGAGCCUAGUGUCAUGGACAAGUAUAAUGGCGACGAGCAGCUCGAUAAUAAAGUUACAAGAAUCAUGGACUUUUUAGAUAUGCCCGGCAAGGAAGACGAGUCUGCAGAUCCCGCGCACUGGCGUCCUCAACUCAUUGCCGCUUACGUGCCCGACGUCGAUGCCGACGGACACAAGUACGGCCCCAACAGCACCGAAAUUCGCACCACCAUCCAGGCUGUCGAUACGAUGAUGGACAAGAUCUUCCAGGGCUUGGAGGUGCGUAACCUCACCGAUAUUGUCAACGUCGUGGUUGUGUCGGACCACGGCAUGGCGACGACGGACCGGACACGACUGCUGCAGCUGGAGGACCUGGUCGACACGAGCAAAAUUGAACACGUUGACGGCUGGCCGCUGAUGGGACUGCGACCCAAGAACCCACAAGAUACACAAUCACUGUACGAUGAGCUCAAGGAAAAACAGAAGACGACGCCUAGCAUCGAGGUGUACAUGCGAGACGUGGACAUGCCCGAGCGUUACCACUUCUCCCAGAAUGAGCGCAUUGCGCCGCUGUGGAUUGUACCCAAGACGGGCUGGGCCAUUGUACAAAAGCACGAGUUUGACUUGGCCAAGGUCGCUGAGGAUGAGGUGUACCACCCGCGUGGCCUGCACGGCUACGACCACGAGCACCCGCUGAUGCGGGCCAUUUUCAUUGCCCGAGGACCAGCGUUCCCACACCCCGCGAACAGCGAGAUGGAACCAUUUCAAAAUAUUGAGCUGUACAAUCUGCUGUGCGACUCGGUUGGCAUCACGCCUCAGCCAAACAACGGCACGCUGAGACUGCCGCUGCAGCCUAUUGGCACGCACACGGACGAGGUGGCGGAAGUACAGGACCCUUUGCCGACGGAACCCAUCACAGAAUCGACGUCGUCUUCCGCGAGCACGCAGCUGACGAGCGCGACCGAGGCAGCCUCGCCUGCUCCGACGCCAGUAGAAGAGAUUUCUGCGCCAGCGGAGCCCGAGGGAACAGACCAACCCGUAGCCGGCGACGGAGGCGAGGGCGAGGAACCAGAGGGCAAGCAAGAGCAUGGCCUACUGGGAUCGCUGGUCGGCGCUGUGGGCGGCGCUUGGGACUGGAUCGCAGGACAGGCUGGCAAGGUCUGGAACGACAUUGUUGGGGAUUCGUAG
This is a messenger RNA of Cordyceps militaris CM01, 2256 nucleotides long. Its product is annotated as ectonucleotide pyrophosphatase/phosphodiesterase family member 1. Gene Ontology annotation, molecular function: ribonucleoside triphosphate phosphatase activity; nucleoside triphosphate diphosphatase activity. NCBI's taxonomy places the organism in Eukaryota, Fungi, Ascomycota, Sordariomycetes, Hypocreales, Cordycipitaceae. The transcript is spliced from 2 exons. The record is from RefSeq and is a predicted model, not a curated record. Gene Ontology annotation, biological process: nucleoside triphosphate metabolic process. The coding region runs from base 1 to 2256 and encodes 751 amino acids.